CUGCAUAAUUAACAUAGAGUGUGGAUAUAAUAAUAUAUUCUAAUGAAUCAGAACCUUCUAAUUUGCUAUAUGGACCACAACAAUGUCACAGUAUGGCUGACUUAUGAUGAAAAAGUAUAAUUUCCUCUUUUUAAAUAGUUUGCCAUCAAUUUGCCAUCAUCACUGCCUAGUGGCAUCAACCCUGUAGCAUUGAAACAGUGAAAGACUAAUAAAUUAUCGCUAUUGUUUUGAAGUCAUUCCUGGAAGGAAAGACAUUAUAGUGGAGUGUCCUUAGGGGAGCAUGCAGGUGGGAACCCUGAAUAGGAAGAAGGAAGAAGGAGGGCUUGGAUGAAGGAUGUUCUCGCUGUUAAUAAUCAGUCUCUUUCUCACUUCCCCCCCUUUCUCGCUCACUCUAGCGCUCUUUCGCGGUCUUACAUGCUCACACACAGAAGAAUACACACUUGCUCUUCAGACACACUCGGCAUCGGGACCAGCAGAGCAUGACGCUUUUAAUUGCGCCACGUACAUCCCGACUUUCUUUACUCGUGCCACUUUGAAUCACAGCCACAAUGUGUCACUGACGAGAGGACUGUCAUUUCAUUUCUCCGAGAUUCCAAAGAGGAGUCGCACUGUCGGGAUUUAUCUAAAUUCCCUUGAUGGAAGGAAUUCUGACAAGAGAAACUUGAACACGGAAAAGAGAGCGACAAGCGGAAUCAUUCCUAAACGCGUGGAGAUGCUGUUAGGUGCACUAUCCCAGAACCAGGUCCACCCGCUCCUGGGUUCUCUGCCUCUGUCGGGCCGAGCAAGCCUGCAGCCACAGAACCGCCUGGAGCACUUCCUGCCGCUCAGCAUCAGCAGCUCAUCGCCCCUCAGCCUUUUUCCUAAUUUCAACACGAUGGAUCCGGUGCAAAAGGCGGUCAUCAACCACACCUUUGGCGUGGCCCCGCCCAGGAGAAGAACGGUCAUCUCCUGUAAUAUUUGUCACCUGCGCUUUAACUCGACUAGCCAGGCCGAGGCCCACUACAAGGGUCACAGACACGCUCGCAAGCUCAAGGCCUUGGAGAACCAGAGGAACCGACGGACGAACGGGCAUGGUGGACCUGCAGUGGAGAAGAAUAGAAGCAAGGAGACGAGGGCGGUGGGAGGAAAUGGACCCCAAAGUGACUUGCAAGCAAAAGAAGGAUCAGAUUUAAGCACAUCGCCGCAGCAACCGGGAAACGGCCCCAGGAGGAGUUCCUCGGCACCCAAAGACUCCUCAUUGUCAGACUCCGCUUCAAACCGGUCUCCUCACCCAUCCCAUUCAACAUCGGAGGCCCCGCCUAUGGAUGACUGCACCCCACGACCACCCGCUGCGACAGUCCAGUCCGAUCCUCGGGAGCCCCCUGCAGGAGGUGAAGAAGUGGACGCUGAACAGGACAAAAACGAUAAAAAACAUCUCCACUGUCCCACGUGUAAAGUGACCGUUAAUUCCAGCUCCCAGUUGGAAGCACACUGCAGCGGCUUUAAACACAAACAGAUGACCGACAGCCCGAGCGGCACCCAGUCACACCGCAGACUCAAACGGACAUCAUCAUCAUCAUCGUCAUCCAGGCACGCGUUCCCGAUCAUAAAACCGAGAACAGGCAUCAAGACCAAAGCACUUGUGGGCGUCACCGGCAAACGUUUCCACUGUGAACUGUGUCAGGUGGCCGUCAACUCGGAGACGCAGCUCAAACAGCACAUGAAUAGCAGGAGACACAAAGAGCGUUUGGCCGGGAAGCCUGUGAGGGUGAAGAUGAAGAUGAAGGCUAAAUUCACUCCUUUCAAUAAACUGCAGCCCAGCACUGCAUUAGCGACUAAACUUGCCCUGCAGAAGCAGCUGUCCAAGUCCCUGCCGGCAGGGUUCCUGACCAGCCCCCUCAAUCCAGCUACUUUAUGCGCCAUGGCAUCUGCACCUCUGGCGCUACGACUACCGCAGGGUCCCGCAGCCAUCAUUCACGGUCCCUUGAUAAGCCCCGCCCUCUUUCGGCCCGCCCCGGGACCUCUGAGGGCCACUCAUGCACCCAUUAUCUUUUCUCCUUACUGACAAGCGAGGUCCUGAGGCGGUGCUACGUUUGACACAUCAAAAAGCACAGAAUGCACACUGAAAGCCAUAAUACUGUAGUUAUUUUUUUGUUUUUUGUUUUAUAUAUGAAGAACAAUCUAUCAUGACUAAAGAGUGUGUAAAUGUGAAGCUUUUGUUGCUAACAUUUUUUUUUUCAAUUUAAGCUUUGUGGUUGUACUCUGGGGGAAAAGAUAUCAUUCCUAUAUUAGGUUCUCUCCACAAAUGACUUGUCUUACUAAGCACAAAGGAAAUAAUAAUAAUAAUAAUAAUAGUAAUAGAGUAAAUGUGGAUUGUUGGAACUUUGUCAUAGUCGAUAAUGAACGUUCCAUCCGUCUGUGUUAGUGUCAUGUACCAGAACACAAAACCAAGAAAAGAUGAUUUUAAAUGGAGUGGAAAACUGUUUUACUUGAGCCAUUAAAGCAUAUUCUUCGGA
Messenger RNA from Doryrhamphus excisus (bluestripe pipefish), 2495 nucleotides. The record is from RefSeq and is a predicted model, not a curated record. Lineage: Eukaryota; Metazoa; Chordata; Actinopteri; Syngnathiformes; Syngnathidae.